Molecule: messenger RNA, 3158 nt
Organism: Trichechus manatus latirostris (Florida manatee)
Lineage: Eukaryota; Metazoa; Chordata; Mammalia; Sirenia; Trichechidae
Gene: COL6A1
Product: collagen type VI alpha 1 chain
Exons: 35
Coding region: 16-3099 (1027 amino acids)
Source: RefSeq, a predicted model, not a curated record
CCCGCGGCCAGCGACAUGAGGCUGGCCCGCGCUCUGCUCCCCCUGCUGCUGCAGGCCUGCUGGGCCACCGCCCAGGACGUCCCGGCCAACUCCAAGGCCAUUGCAUUCCAAGACUGCCCGGUGGACCUGUUUUUUGUCCUGGACACCUCGGAAAGCGUGGCCUUGAGGCUGAAGCCCUAUGGGGCCCUGGUGGACAGGGUGAAGGCCUUCACUAAGCGCUUCAUCGACAAUCUGAGAGACAGGUAUUACCGCUGUGACCGCAACCUGGUGUGGAACGCAGGCGCGCUGCACUACAGCGACGAGGUGGAGAUCAUCCGCGGGCUGACGCGCAUGCCCAGCGGCCGCGACGCGCUCAAGGGCAGCGUGGACGCAGUCAAGUACUUUGGCAAGGGCACCUACACCGACUGCGCCAUCAAGAAGGGGCUGGAGGAGCUGCUGGUCGGGGGCUCCCACCUGAAGGAGAACAAGUAUCUGAUCGUGGUGACAGAUGGGCACCCCCUGGAGGGUUAUAAGGAGCCUUGUGGCGGCCUGGAGGACGCCGUCAAUGAGGCCAAGCACCUGGGUGUCAAAGUCUUCUCAGUGGCCAUCACGCCCGACCACCUGGAGCCCCGGCUGAGCAUCAUUGCCACAGACCACACGUACAGGCGCAACUUCACGGCGGCCGACUGGGACCAGACGAGGGAUGCAGAGGAGGCUAUCAGACAGACCAUCGACACCAUCAUCGAGAUGAUCAAAGAUAAUGUGGAGCAAGUGUGCUGCUCCUUCGAGUGCCAGGCUGCCAGAGGACCUCCCGGGCUGAGAGGCGACCCCGGGUACGAGGGAGAGCGUGGGAAGCCAGGGCUCCCGGGAGAGAAAGGAGAUGCUGGAGACCCCGGAAGGCCCGGGGACCUCGGACCUGUCGGCUACCAGGGAAUGAAGGGAGAAAAAGGAAGCCGUGGAGAGAAGGGCUCCAGGGGACCCAAGGGCUACAAGGGCGAGAAGGGCAAGCGAGGCAUCGAUGGUGUGGACGGCAUGAAGGGGGAAGCCGGGUACCCAGGGCUGCCUGGCUGCAAGGGCUCACCCGGAUUUGAUGGCAUCCAAGGACCUCCUGGGCCCAAGGGAGAUCCUGGUGCAUUCGGACCGAAAGGAAGUAAGGGCGAGCCUGGUGCGGACGGGGAGCCCGGGAGGCCGGGGAGCACGGGGCCCCCUGGAGACGAGGGUGAGCCGGGAGAGCCAGGUCCCCCAGGAGAGAAAGGAGAAGCUGGGGAUGAGGGGGACCCGGGACCAGACGGACCCCCCGGGGAGAAGGGCAGCCCUGGAGAAGUGGGACCACAGGGGACGCCCGGCCUGCGGGGCCCCAGAGGAGACCCGGGCGAAGCUGGACCCCAAGGUGACCAGGGAAGAGAAGGCCCCGUUGGCGUCCCUGGGGACCCGGGUGAGGCUGGACCCGUCGGGCCUAAAGGAUACCGAGGUGACGAGGGUCCCCCAGGGCCCGAGGGUACCAGAGGUGCUCCAGGACCUGCAGGCCCCCCCGGAGACCCUGGAUUGUUGGGCAACAGGGGUGAUGAUGGCCCCCCCGGAAAUGGCACCGAGGGCUUCCCUGGCUUUCCUGGGUAUCCAGGCAACAGGGGCCCUCCCGGGAUUAAUGGCACUAAAGGCUACCCUGGCCUCAAGGGGGAUGAAGGCGAUGCCGGGGACCCAGGAGAGGAUAACAAUGAUAUUUCACCCCGAGGUGUCAAAGGAGCCAAGGGGUACCGGGGCCCCGAAGGUCCUCAGGGACCCCCAGGACAUACAGGACCACCAGGACCCGAUGAGUGUGAGAUUUUGGACAUCAUCAUGAAAAUGUGCUCUUGCUGUGAGUGCAAGUGUGGCCCCAUCGACAUCCUCUUCGUGCUGGACAGCUCCGAGAGCAUCGGCCUGCAGAACUUUGAGAUUGCCAAGGACUUCAUCAUCAAGGUGAUCGACCGUCUGAGCCGGGACGAGCUGGUCAAGUUUGAGCCAGGACAAUCACACGCGGGCGUGGUGCAGUACAGCCACAACCAGAUGCAGGAGCACGUGGACCUGAGCAGCCCCAACAUCAGGAACACGCAGGAGCUGAAGGAAGCCAUCAAGAAGCUGCAGUGGAUGGCGGGGGGCACAUUCACAGGUGAGGCCCUCCAGUACACCCGGGACCGGCUGCUGCCACCCUCCUCCAACAACCGCAUUGCCCUGGUCAUCACGGACGGACGCUCAGACACCCAGAGGGACACAACGCCCCUCAAUGUGCUCUGCAGCCCUGGCAUCCAGGUGGUCUCUGUGGGCAUCAUGGACCUGUUCGGCUCCUCCCCAAGCUCUGACCAGUUGAACGUCAUCUCCUGCCAAGGCCUGUCAUCCCAACCCCGGCCAAGCAUCUCUCUGGUCAAGAAUAACUAUGCGGAGCUGCUGGAAGACAGCUUCCUGAAGAACGUGACCGCCGAGAUCUGCAUAGAUAAGAAGUGUCCAGAUUACACCUGUCCAAUCACCUUCUCCUCCCCGGUCGACAUCACCAUCCUGUUGGACGGCUCGGCCAGCGUGGGCAGCCACAACUUUGAGACCACCAAGCGUUUCGCCAAGCGCCUGGCAGAGCGCUUCCUCACAGCGAGGCGCGAGGACCCCUCCCAGGAUGUGCGCGUGGCGGUGGUGCAGUACAGCGGCACGGGCCAGCAGAGGCCGGACCGGGCAGCGCUGCAGUUCCUCCAGAAUUACACGGUAGUGGCCAGCACCGUGGACAGCAUGAGCUUCCUCAAUGAUGCCACCGACGUCACCGACGCCCUGCGCUACAUCACCCAAUUCUACCGAGAGGCCUCCUUGGGUGCCACCAAGAAGCAGCUGCUGCUCUUCUCCGACGGCAACUCGCAGGGUGUCACAGCAGCCACCAUCGAGAAGGCUGUGCAGGAGGCCCAGCAGGUGGGCAUCGAGAUCUUCGUGGUGGUGGUGGGCCGCCAGGUGAACGAGCCCAACAUUCGCGUGCUGGUCACCGGCAAGACGGCCGAAUACGAUGCGGCCUUUGGUGAGAGGCACCUGUUCCGUGUGCCCAGCUACGAGGCCCUGCUUCGGGGAGUCUUCUACCAGACUGUCUCCAGGAAGGUGGCGCUGGGCUAGCACCCACCUUUGGGCACCGCCGUCGGCUCCCUUCCCAGAUCCUCCCCACCCCUCACCAC